This is a messenger RNA of Echinops telfairi (small Madagascar hedgehog), 2347 nucleotides long. RefSeq names its product dihydropyrimidinase like 4 (gene DPYSL4). Gene Ontology annotation, cellular component: cytosol; cytoplasm. NCBI's taxonomy places the organism in Eukaryota, Metazoa, Chordata, Mammalia, Afrosoricida, Tenrecidae. The record is from RefSeq and is a predicted model, not a curated record. Gene Ontology annotation, molecular function: hydrolase activity, acting on carbon-nitrogen (but not peptide) bonds, in cyclic amides. The transcript has 15 exons. The coding region runs from base 1 to 1809 and encodes 602 amino acids.
AUGGAGACACCGGCUCGGGAGCCCAUAGAGGCCUCCGAGUACCUCCUCCGCAAACUGGCGCUCCCCGAGUUCAGCACCCGCCGCGUGGACAGCGCCAGUUCCGCGGGUGCGCAGACCUACCAGGCAUUAAGCGACGGGCUCCUGAUCAGGGGCGGGAAGAUCGUCAACGACGACCAAUCCUUUCACGCGGAUGUGUUGGUGGAAGACGGUCUGAUCAAGCAGAUUGGGGAGAAGCUUGUGGCCCCAGGGGACAUCAGAACCAUUGAUGCCCAUGGCCUGCUGGUCCUGCCAGGCGGGAUUGACGUGCACACACGGCUGCAGAUGCCCGCACUGGGCAUGGUCCCGGCCGACGACUUCUUCCAGGGCACCAAGGCAGCCCUGGCGGGAGGGACCACCAUGAUAUUGGACCACGUGUUUCCGGACGCGGGCGUGAGUCUGCUGGCAGCCUAUGAGCAGUGGCGGGAGCGAGCGGAUGCCUUGGCCUGCUGUGACUACUCCUUGCAUGUGGACAUUGCCCGCUGGCACGAGAGUAUCAAGGAGGAGCUGGAAGCCCUGGUCAAGGACAAGGGUGUGAACUCCUUCCUGGUCUUCAUGUCGUACAAGGACAGAUGCCAGUGUGCUGAUGGCCAGAUGUAUGAGAUUUUCAGCAUCAUCCGAGACCUGGGGGCCCUGGCCCUAGUGCACGCGGAGAAUGGGGACAUCGUGGAUGAGGAGCAGAAGCGGAUGUUGGAGCUGAGCAUCACUGGGCCAGAGGGCCAUGUCCUCAGCCACCCCGAGGAGGUGGAGGCCGAGGCCACGUACCGUGCGGUCAUCAUCGCCAAGCAGGCCAACUGCCCGUUGUACGUCACCAAGGUGAUGAGCAAGGGCGCAGCCGACGUGGUCGCCCAGGCCAAGCGACGAGGCGCUGUUGUGUUUGGGGAGCCCAUCACAGCCAGCCUGGGCACUGACGGGUCCCAUUACUGGAGCAAAAACUGGGCCAAAGCCGCGGCUUUUGUCACCUCGCCCCCCAUCAGCCCGGACCCCAGCACCUCGGACCACCUCACCGCCCUGCUGUCCAGCGGGGACCUCCAGGUGACAGGCAGUGCCCACUGCACCUUCAGCACGGCCCAGAAGGCCGUUGGCAAGGACAACUUCACGCUGAUCCCCGAGGGCACCAAUGGGGUAGAGGAGCGCAUGGCUGUGGUCUGGGAGCGAGGCGUGGCCUCGGGGAAGAUGGACGAGAACCAGUUUGUGGCAGUGACCAGCACAAACGCUGCCAAGAUCUUCAACCUCUACCCACGGAAAGGCCGGGUGGCUGUGGGCUCAGACGCGGACCUGGUUCUGUGGAACCCCAGGAUGACCAGGGUCAUCUCAGCCAAGAGCCACCACCUGAACGUGGAGUACAACAUUUUUGAAGGUGUCGAAUGCCGGGGGGCGCCCACGGUGGUCAUCAGCCAGGGCCGGGUGGUGGUAGAGGAUGGCAACCUGUUGGUCACUCCUGGGGCUGGCCGCUUCGUGCCCCGCAAGACUUUCCCUGACUUUGUCUACAAGAGGGUAAAAGCUCGGAACAGGCUGGCAGAGAUCCAUGGGGUGCCCCGGGGCCUCUACGACGGGCCAGUUCACGAGGCAGUUGCGCCUGCCAAGGCGGCCAGCGGUGCCCCUGUGCGCACCUCUUGCCCUGGCAAGAUCUCCCUGCCACCCGUGCGCAACCUGCACCAGUCUGGCUUCAGCCUCUCAGGGUCCCAAGCUGAUGACCACGUGGCCAGACGCACGGCUCAGAAGAUCAUGGCGCCCCCCGGCGGCCGCUCCAACAUCACCUCCCUCUCCUAAGUGACCCCUCCCCAGGCCCUGUAGUUAUCCCUUUCCCAGAUGGAAUGGCGCUCCAUCUUGCCUCGCCUCCCCCAGAGCCCCGCUUUGGGGGCCCAGGUCCUGCCGCCGUGGGGCCCCCAGCCAGGGGCUGGACUGGACAGCAUUUCACUGCCGGAUUCAGCAAACACAGCUCAGGGCACCAAUGCCUGAACAGAAAGAGGGCGACUGCCCGACCAGGGUCAGGAGGACAGCUUGUGAAGCUGUUCCCUCCCCACCAAGUCACUGCCACCCAGGCCCAGGCCCCACCUGUCCCCAAAGGGUCCCCUGUACCAGGACAGGGCGUUGGCCCUAGCAGCUGCCGAAACUUCAGGGAUGGCUUCCGGAGAUCCGACCACCGGGCGUCCAGACUAUUAGCCGGGGCCUCCUCUCCUCCAGCUGUCUCUGUGGGUGUCUUAGAUGUAGCAUCAUAGCCUUUGUAUUGACCACAGCUGUCGUCGGCACCUGGGAGCUGCCCAGACACGCGGCCACCACCUCGUGUCCAUUAAAGACGUGGCUGGAA